CCCAGUGUGUGCGCGUGAGUGUGUUUGAAUGAGUGUGUGUGCCCGCAGCAGCUGACUGAGGUGACACUGCUUUUUUUAUUCGAGUGGACUAAAUGAAAAGACUCAAAAGCGGGAUAUUUUCUUGAACCAGCGAUGCCCUGUGUACAAACCCAGUACGGAUCCUUGCCUCAUGACAACUACUUCACCUCAGAGUUCUUAAAUCCUGACCUCAGUGCCAAACUGGUGAUGGACAUCAGUAGCCAAAAGGACCAGCUGUCGGCAUCUUCGUUGCCCAGCAUCAACACCUUGGUGGGAAAUGGUUACAUGGGGGAGUUCGAUGCUUAUUCCUGCAAGAUUACCACCUCUCCGGCCAUCUCUACAGCUUCAUUUAGUCGAGCAGCAGCUGCAGAAAACUCCAGCCCUCAGAUGCAGAACCAAGCCUUCAAGCUGGAUGAUCUCCAGGUGUAUGGCUGCUACCCAGGUUCCUUUGCACUCAGUUGCUUGGAUGAAACUCUGUCAUCAUGUGGCUCAGACUAUUAUGGCAGCCCAAUCUAUGCUGCUGGUUCCCCUCCAACACCAGGCUGUCAGACCCAGGCUGCACCUGUCUGGGAUUCCCCUUUCAGUCCGUACUCCACCACCCCCUCGUCCUCUGUUUCUGACAAGGCUGCCAUGACCCAGCAGCUCUCCUUUUUUACCUUCAGCCCCACAUUAGAGCAGCACUCUCCCCUGGGGCAGCAUCAGGAGUCUCAGCCGAGCCAGGAUGAUUCUUACUUCCUGUCCCCUCAGCAGCAUGUGCUGUCACUUCAUUGCCCCCCCAUGUCUCGCGAGCAUGGAUCUCUGGAAAGCCCCAGAGUCAUGGAGGGAGCUCUCACAUCUCCUAAAGCUCAAAACCCAGCAAACAGUGAGGGUCGCUGUGCAGUCUGUGGUGACAAUGCAUCCUGCCAACACUAUGGGGUUCGCACCUGUGAGGGGUGCAAAGGUUUCUUCAAGCGAACAGUUCAGAAAAAUGCAAAGUAUGUGUGCCUUGCCAAUAAAGACUGUCCAGUGGAUAAGAGGAGGAGAAACCGCUGCCAGUUCUGCCGUUUCCAGAAAUGUCUUGCAGUGGGAAUGGUCAAAGAAGUUGUUCGUACAGAUGGCCUCAAAGGGCGUCGGGGACGUCUGCCCUCCAAGCCCAAGACUGUGGUCGAAGCUUCAUCCACUACCCCCAGCGUCAACAUCAUUUCCUCUCUUGUCCGGGCACAUUUAGACUCAAACCCAAAUAUUGGAAAGCUUGAUUACUCCAAGUACCAGGAGACAGUGGACAACCUGCCUGAGAAAGAAGAUGCUGGUGACAUCCAGCUGUUCUACGACCUGCUAACCGGUACUUUGGAUGUGAUACGGAACUGGGCUGAAACUAUCCCAGGAUUCACAGAUUUCUGCACCGAGGACCAGGAGCUUCUUCUUGAAUCUGCCUUUGUUGAGCUGUUCAUCCUCAGACUGGCAUACAGGUCAAAUCCAGAGAAGAACAAGCUGAUCUUCUGCAGUGGAGUGGUGCUCCACCGAAAGCAGUGUGUUCGUAGUUUUGGUGACUGGAUUGACUCCAUCAUGGAUUUCUCCCAGAACCUCCAUCGUAUGAACUUGGAUGUGUCCAUGUUUGCCUGCCUCUCAGCUCUUGUUAUCAUCACAGAUCGCCACGGCCUUAAAGAGCCAAAACGGGUUGAGGAGUUCCAGAAUCAUCUUAUCACUUGUUUGAGGGAGCAUGUGAGUGGAAACGGGUCAGAACUGAGCAGGACCCACCCCAACUAUCUCUCUCGUCUUCUUGGGAAACUUCCUGAGCUGCGGACUCUCUGCACACAGGGCCUACAGCGUAUCUUCUACCUGAAACUAGAAGACCUGGUCCCGCCUCCACCAAUCGUGGACAAAAUCUUUAUGGAUACUCUGCCAUUCUGAAAAAAAUAUAGAGACAGAAAAGAGGUGGAAAUCACCUGACAUUUUGUUAUUGAACUCUGGUGCUGACGUCUGCGUCAGCUUUUUCUGACAAAUGUCUGACCAGCUGAGAUUAUUUUUCUAAUAUGGUACAUGUAUUAGUACCACAUACAGUAUGAGGUCAGUUCAGACAGAGCUGAGAUUGAGUUGAUAUAACAGUAAGGACACAGUUUAUAUACAUAUCUAUAUAAAUAUAUACAUAUUUUGUGUGCAUUUGUAAAAUGACUGUAUUGCUGUGGUAGAUGUAUGAAUGUUGGGUAAUGGAUAAAUGCACUGCAGUGUUACAUAUUCAGUUUUUUCUAAAAGCUAAAGAAACACACUAAUCCCUUAAAAAACAUGCUCUGAAGGUGCUUUUUGAUCCCACUAAGAAGGCAGUAGAUAAUUUAGCAUACAAAGACAAUCACUGUUUCUUAAAUGGAGAAGUGCUUAUACUCAAAACAGAAAUAUGUACUUAUUUCUUUGGAACACAAAAUUUAGUUUCACUCCUGAAUCUAGUUCCUGUGGAAGGUCUUGGACCAAAGUUUAUUAACCUUAUUGCCUUAAGCUAAUCAACAUGUUUUGCCAUAGCUCUUUUGCUGCCAUUGUAACACCUUUUAAAGGCUGAUGCUGGCAGACUUCCUGUUCAACCACAUUUCCCAGAUACUUUUUCCUCAAAGUGGAAUUAAUGAAUGAAAGUGCCUUUCAAAAAGCCUCAUUCCCUGAACCUCACUAAAUGGCACAAAGUGAAUUUUUAUUUCAGGUACCGCAGGGAGUGAGCCCAUUUAUCAUAAUCGGUGGAUGUCCACUGAAGUUAUUCUUAAUAAUUUUGAUGAGAGGUCUGUGCCAGGUUUGUUACGAAAUGUGUGAGGUAUGGAGGUGUCAGCACUGUUUGAUAAAGAGCAUACAAUACUUGAAGUGACAUUUCACACUGCUAAACUGGAGUUGGAGCUGGCCAUAUGUGAUGACAGGUGGUUUAAGAGGUACAAGGAGGAAGUCCUGUUCACAUAUUUCAGAGGCACAGAAAUGUAUAAUUAAAUUUGUCUCAGUUGAUAUUAGCUUUAAGUCAGAACACGUUUCAAACUCUCAUAUUAGGAAGUAAAUCCAAUAUAUGCUUUUGAGAAUUUUACACAAGUAACCCCAAGCUAUUUUGAGGACUGAAAAGCAUAAGCAGACAUUUGACAUUUUGUCUUCGGUCAUUACAUACAAACAUGGCACCUUACAUGUGUUGAACCUUCAUCUGUGUUUGCAAAUGUCUCUGCUACUGUCUUCCAUUCUCUAAUACAUUGUGCAGUUUUUUUUAUCUGUUUUUUUUUUUUUUUUUACUCAUUUCAGAAUGAACUAUAGAAAUCUUAAGACUUCACGCUGAAUUGUGAUAUUACAAUGAGCAGCUAAGAGCACGUCAGUGUUCAAACUAUAUGAGCACCUAUUUCUCCUUCUGUACAUGUUCUUUUUCAAGCAUUUGUUUGAACUAAGAGUAUGGCUUUUGUAAUGAUCAUGAUGCAAAAGUAUGCAGAAAGAGAAAAUGUUUGAUAAUACAUCUUUUUUUUUUUUUGAAAAUACACCUCUAUUUGUCUUCUUGGAUAUAUUAGAUCAGUUGUGGCCUUGGUCAGUUCAGACUUCAUAUUCAUCAGGUAUUAAUUAUUCUAUAUUUGAGUAACAUUUCCUGUUUUUAUUCUUUAUUUGCAAUUAUAACUGAUGGAAAUUAGAAAUGAUAUGAGUCAAAAUAGAACUCUGUCUUCUGGGUCUAAUCUCAUAGGAUGUAUGUUUUAUAUUCUAUAGCAUUUUGUAUGUAGUGGCUCAUACACACAUAAAAAAAUUAUAACAAUCCCAUAUCUCUGCAAACUAAUCCCAUGAAAAGACCAAACCUACCAAUGUCUUAGUCCAUCCCAUUAGCCAAAGCGAAAAAAUAGUCAUGAAUGGAAAAAGGUUUAAACAGCUGGACAUUACUCAAACAGUAGUAAGUAGUGCAUUUGUGUGGAUCUAUUUUCAGCUGCAGAUUUGAUGCUGUAGUCAGAACUGCAGUGCUGCAUGACUCCAGAACAGCAGUGUGUGAACUCUGGAGGGAUGAAAAACAGAUUCCCUCAGUUGGUGUUUUGAUGGUGGUAGCGGAGGCUGCUUUAUGUAACGUUUGAGUCCCAAAUCUCCCACAGGUUAAGAUCUGUGCACACUAUCUUAUUAAUUUAUUACGUGUCUGUUCACUGUUAAUAGUUUUUAGAACAAAAUAAAUGCCUGUAAUACAAAAUAAUAAUAAAUAAAGCUUUAGCCCUAACAAUACAGGUAAAUAUAGAAAGCUCCAAAUACAUGUAGAGCCAAAUUAAUGUAAAAUCCAUGUAAAAUGUAACAAAAUGAAUUUACAACGAGGUGAGCAGAUCUAAAAAUCCCUAGUGAGGCUUUCUAUUGGUCUAUCUUUUUCAAAUUUUUCUACCCAGAUAUUGUAUAUAUUGUAAUAAUGGUCUGAAAGUAUUUAAAAAUGUCAGAUUUUCUUGUAAGUCCCCCUCAAAUCAAGGGUGCAAUAAUCCAAAGUAUGUGAAGAUGAAUGCACAUUUUAUAAUCAAAUGACAUCAGAUUUUUUUGGGAGAAGAAUCUGCAACUACAGCACCUAAGCCCAACACUUUUUUCAGGUAUAGGGUCAUCAUUAAUUGAUGGUUUUGGUCUUUCUGCGUAGUAUAUUGAUAAGUAACAAUGUAAAACAUCACCAGAUUUGCUCUUAAGGGAAAGACCAGAAAAUCAAAGAAUGAACACACUUCAGGAAAUAAAGCUUAACCUUGUUUAAAACAGCAUUCACUCUGCUGCAGCAGCUUGUUACACAUUAAUGAUGUGAUGAAAAGUGACCAAAAGUAGGCCUUCAUCUCUUCUUCACUCAGUCUGUGUUGUUUUGUCACACAUGGCGUUAAUGUUGGCAACAGCCCUGACCAAAGGGAAGAUGACACCGUGCCAGUCUCAGCCACAGCAAGGACUACAUUCAGCCGCUCGACACCCGAUCCUACUGUACACCACGUUCCGGUCAUCUGGAUUUUGGUGCUGGCAGACAGAGUGGAAAAAAGGGACAAGGAGAGAAAAGAGGAGGAGGCAAUAUGAAAAGCUAGCUUGCAUUGAGAUGUUAAUUAUAUUACAAAAUGGCAAGCUUGCAAGCUGAGUCAAAUGGGAACAGCAGAUGAGAACAAUUGCAUGAGGAGGAUUUGAAUGACUGCAGCAAUUUCUUUGGUUGUAAUAAAAGCAUUUUUCAUCUCCUGC
Messenger RNA from Sphaeramia orbicularis (orbiculate cardinalfish), 5157 nucleotides. RefSeq names its product probable nuclear hormone receptor HR38. Bases 133 to 1908 code for a protein of 591 amino acids. Lineage: Eukaryota; Metazoa; Chordata; Actinopteri; Kurtiformes; Apogonidae. Gene Ontology annotation, cellular component: transcription regulator complex; nucleus. The transcript has 7 exons. The record is from RefSeq and is a predicted model, not a curated record. Gene Ontology annotation, biological process: cellular response to corticotropin-releasing hormone stimulus; regulation of transcription by RNA polymerase II. Gene Ontology annotation, molecular function: nuclear glucocorticoid receptor binding; RNA polymerase II cis-regulatory region sequence-specific DNA binding; nuclear receptor activity.